AUGUUACUCUACAGGGUUUCUCUUGCAGACCUGCUAAGCAGGAGACAGAAGGAGAUGAUUUCCAAGGGCACUGGCUGUGACUAUCAGACUCGUUCCAUUAAAUGCCCAGAGAGGGACUUUUACCGGACCAUUACUGGGGAGUGCAACAACAGAAAUCACUCCCACCUGGGGUCCUCUAACCGCGCAUUCGCGCGCUGGCUCCCAGCUGUGUACGAAGAUGGAGUGUCUGUUCCCAGAGGAGCAAGUGAAGGAAAGCGCUACAAUGGAUUCCCACUCCCACUGGUUCGAAAAGUAUCCAAUGAAAUUGCUCACACGGCCAACGAGAAUGUCACUGCAGACCGGCAGCUCUCGCUGGUCUUCAUGCAAUGGGGCCAGUGGGUCAACCACGACAUAGACUUGGCCCCUGCCAGUGGGGAAGGAGCCAGCCUGGAGCUCCAGUGCCACACCAGCUGUGCCUUCAAGCCCCCCUGCUUCCCCAUUAAGUUCCCCCCCGACGACCCGCGGGAGCUGAGCUCCGAUACCUGCAUGCCGUUCGUGCAGUCGGCCUCCGUGUGCAGCCCCGGCACCUUCCGGCGGGAGCAGCUCAACGCCGCCACGUCCUUCAUCGAUGCCAGCACCGUGUACGGCAGCGACGAUGCCCUGGCGAGGAGCCUGAGAAACCUCAGCAGCCAGCUGGGCCUCAUGGCCGUGAACCAGCUCUUCAGGGACGCGGGGCUGGAACUGCUGCCCUUUGAGAACACGACGCACAGUGUUUGUGUGCUCACCAACAGGAGUGCCAACAUCCCCUGCUUUAAAGCAGGUGACAAACGGGUGACAGAAAACCUGGGACUCUCUGCAAUGCACACUCUCUUUGUCCGAGAGCACAAUCGCCUGGCUAGGGAGCUGAGGAAAUUAAAUCCCCACUGGGAUGGGGAAAAGCUUUACCAGGAGAGUAGAAAGAUUGUGAUUGCCAUAAACCAGAUCAUAACAUACAGAGAUUACCUCCCACUCCUGCUGGCUGAGGAGACCAGCAAGUGGAUCCCUUUGUACAGUGGUUACAAUGAAAAGGUGGAUCCAAGGGCCUCAAAUGUUUUCUCCCUGGCUUUCCGAUUCGGCCACACGUCGGUGCAGCCUUUUGUGUCCCGUUUGAAUGAGAGCUUUCAGCCUUUGUGUUCCUCCUCCCAUGUCCCUCUGCAUUUGACCUUCUGUGCUCCAUGGAGAAUUGUAAUGGAAGGAGGCAUCGACCCCCUGAUCCGAGGCAUGGUUGUGGACCAUGCAAAACUCAUGAAACAGAACCAGCUGCUCAUUGAGGAGCUCCAGAACCACCUCUUUGAACAGACAGAGGUGAUGGGUCUGGAUCUAGGAGCCAUGAACAUGCAACGGGGAAGAGACCACGGCCUUCCAGGUUACAAUGCCUGGAGGGGCUUCUGUGGGCUCUCCCAACCCCAAACUGUAGAAGAAUUAUCUGAGGUGCUGGGCAAUCCAAAACUGGCCAAGAAGUUCAUGAAUGUGUAUGGGACACCGUACAAUAUUGACCUCUGGAUUGGGGCAGUUGCAGAGCCUGUGGUUCCCCAGGGCAGAGUUGGGCCCCUCCUGUCCUGCAUUAUUGGCACCCAGUUCAGGAACCUGCGUGAUGGGGACAGAUUCUGGUGGGAAAACCUGGGAGUUUUCACUUCACAACAGUUGCAAGCAUUGAGAAAAAUCUCAGUGUCAAGGGUGAUCUGUGACAAUACUCAUAUCAGAAAGAUACCCAGGGAUGUGUUCAAGAUCAACACUUAUCCUGAGGACUUCACUGAUUGCCAAGAGAUUGACAUGCUUGACCUCUCAUCCUGGAAAGAUGAGCCUGAGAGUGCCACAAAAGCAAAUGGGAAAUCCCUCAAAAUCCAGCCUGUUCUGGACCUUGGGAUUGUGUCCUCUAAAGAUAUUAUUUCCUAG
Camarhynchus parvulus is the source of this 1914-nucleotide messenger RNA. Its product is annotated as myeloperoxidase-like. The transcript is spliced from 10 exons. Gene Ontology annotation, biological process: response to oxidative stress. The coding region runs from base 1 to 1914 and encodes 637 amino acids. NCBI's taxonomy places the organism in Eukaryota, Metazoa, Chordata, Aves, Passeriformes, Thraupidae. The record is from RefSeq and is a predicted model, not a curated record. Gene Ontology annotation, molecular function: heme binding; peroxidase activity.